This is a messenger RNA of Exophiala oligosperma, 390 nucleotides long. RefSeq lists its product as uncharacterized. The coding region runs from base 1 to 390 and encodes 129 amino acids. The record is from RefSeq and is a predicted model, not a curated record. NCBI's taxonomy places the organism in Eukaryota, Fungi, Ascomycota, Eurotiomycetes, Chaetothyriales, Herpotrichiellaceae. The transcript has a single exon.
AUGAGAGACGUCGACCUAAGUCAGCAGCCACCUGAGUUGGAAUUCCUACUAGACUCGCUUCCCCGCGGUGGAAUACGGGGUAGGGCCGAAGAUUCCGGAUAUAAACCCAUUGCCAAGGGGUUUGACGAAGUCUGGACUCUUGGCAAUGGUUCAGCUUUGCGGAAGCUGGAACGGAGGUCUGUGAGGAAUAAAAACCAUAACUUGCUUGGCUCUUUCUGGCCAAAUUGCGAUUGUGCACAAACUUGUCGACACAUAAUAUCGUAUUCGAUCGCCUAUUGUAAAGCAACAAUGCCCAAUUCGAAGAAGUCCCGAACAAGAGUCUUUGGUCAGGUUUGCCAGAUGUUGUCGGUCGAAAGUGUCGAAAGAGCUUGGACUCGUUUGAGAGUCUGA